UGCGGGCUGGCAGUUAUCCAGCAACAGGUGAGGCUAAUUGCUGAGCGGUUGUUUGGUAAAUGAAGAUUUUAGCGGACAGCGCUGGAAAAACUGGAUAUAAAGUUUACUGAGAGACGGGUCACCAGAAGGGUCCUGAACAUUGCAGAUUGAACACAAAUGGCUCUACUGGUUCAGAUACCCAUGAAGAACUUAACUACCUGGAUCAGGUGAAGUGGCUACAAACUCGCAUCGUCAGAAAGAAAGCAGGUGUCCAACAUGGCGAACACGGCCAGCGGAUCUCUCGCAGCUCUACUCUUUUUAUUCACGGUUGCGGCGGCUGUUCUCAAAGGAGCAGCUCAGUACCCAGUCCAAAGCCAGAACCUUGUGACAGACAACGUCUCAGUGGUGGAGGGGGAAACGGCCACUAUCAGCUGUCGAGUCAAAAAUAAUGACGACUCCGUCAUCCAGCUUCUCAACCCCAACAGACAGACCAUCUACUUCAAAGAUGUCAGACCCCUGAAGGAUGCUCGCUUUCAGCUGGUCAACUUCUCAGACAACGAGCUGCGUGUGGCUCUGUCCAACGUGUCUCUCUCAGACGAGGGUCGAUACGUGUGUCAGCUCUACACGGACCCUCCGCAGGAGGCCUACGCCGACAUCACUGUGCUGAUCCCACCAGGCAACCCAAUCAUCGAGUCCCGCGAUGACAUUGUGAGUGAAGGCAAUGAGACAGAGAUAACCUGCACGGCCAUGGGCAGCAAACCUGCCGCCACCAUCAGAUGGAUGAAGGGAGACAAAGAGCUACAAGGCAAGUCUAAAGUGGAGGUCACGUACGACAGGAUGUUCACUGUGACCAGUUCGUUAAGGCUCACUGUCACAAAGGAAGACGAUGGCGUUCCUGUGGUCUGCAUCGUGGACCAUCCCGCAGUGAAGGAUUUCCAGGCUCAGAAAUACCUGGAAGUUCAGUACAAACCAGAGGUAAAGAUCGUGGUGGAGUUUCCACAGGGCCUGACCAGGGAAGGAGAGAACCUGGAGUUGACGUGCAAGGCCAAAGGCAAACCACAGCCUCAGCAGGUGAACUGGGUGAAAGUGGACGAUGAUGUUCCAUCUCACGCUGUAAUCACCGGCACAGACCUCUAUAUCGAGAACCUUAACAAGUCCUACAACGGCACUUACAGGUGUGUGGCUUCCAACUCGGUGGGUGAAUCCUACGAUGACUACAUCCUCUAUGUGUACGAUGCCCUCACCACUACCCCUAUACCCACAACAGCCACUACCACCAUGUACACCACCACCUCCCUCCCAGGCAUCACCCAAGACGCUGCGCCCAGCACUGAACCCGCUGCUCACGUAGACUCCAGAGCGGGAGCAGGAGCUCAGAGGGCGGUGGAUCACGCCGUUAUCGGAGGAGUGGUGGCCGUGGUGGUCUUCGCCAUGCUUUGUCUGCUUAUCAUUUUGGGCCGAUACUUCGCGAGACACAAAGGCACCUACUUCACACACGAAGCGAAAGGGGCAGACGACGCAGCAGACGCUGACACGGCCAUCAUCAACGCUGAGGGCGGACACAACAACUCGGACGAGAAGAAGGAGUACUAUAUCUGAUUGUGCAAGCCUCUGGUGUUGUUGUUAUAAUUAUUUUUUAUUUGAUUUUGUUUCGUUUUCUUUUUCCUUUCUCUUUUUGACGGGUGGGCGGGGUGGGGCAUGGAUGGGUAAAGACGAGGGAAUGUUUCGUUUUUCUUGCUAGGGAUUGAAUGAUGUAGAAUGCUACCUGGACAACUGAGAAGACGUAGGCAUCCGUAUUUGAGUAAGGAAGGGGCGGUGGGUUAAACGGUGUGGGGUGGGUUGGGUUGGGUUGGUUUGGUUUGGUGGGGAGGGGUAAAGGGGUGGGCUUUGGUUGUUCCCAGAUAUCACUGUAGAGAGCUUCACCAUUCAACACCUCCCAAACUGCUGGUACUAUUGUUCAGUUCCUACCAUUUGCAGAAACUUCUGUGCCUUGUUCUGAAUUUCUUUUCUUAGUCAUGCUUUUUUUUUUCUCGAAACUCGGCGUGUCAUGUUGCCCCCAACAUACAUACAUAUAUAAAUAUAAAAUCCGUUCCCCUUUAUUUUGUUCCUCACUAAUGUUGCUGCCUGCUUUUUUACACAGCGCCUCAAGACACCCCUGCACUGUGUAGGCAUCGAGUUCUUCUCCUGCAAAACCAAAAUCUCAUCAGAUCCUAUCUUCCUUUAUACUGUGAGCGGGCCAGGUCACGUGGCACCGUUUUUAACACCUUUUUGGUAAUUCCGGAAUAUGUGCAUCUGACGUCCUAAACAUUGUGCCCUCGGCGGGAUUAAAAAAAGAAAUAAAAAUAAAACGGAGCGAGGAAAAGCGAAAGCUCUCAGUCCCUGUAAGAGUGCUGACCUUGAACACUGCUGAACCUGUUUUCGUUCUGACAGGCCUGUCUGCAUUGCUAUAGAAUGCUUUUAUUCCUCCCUCUGUUUUCCUCAAUUUACUUUUUAAAUUUCAUGUGCCAGUACAUUUGAAGCAUUGCUACUGUUCGGAACGAGCAUAGGUGCAGACAAAUUAUUCCCGACUUGACAUGCUGCACUUACAGAAGCAAAUUGUUUGGUUCCACUCAGCUAGAUGAUAGAGCUGAAAGCCCUUUAGGUAUUUAUUGUUUUGGUAAAAUGAUGUCUUGGGAUUUUUUUUAGCCAUAUCCAUCCAAAGUGGCAUACGAACUGUCAUUACCUUCAAAAGAGAAAAAAAUGAAGAAAAAAAAAAACACAAAAGAUCAAAAAUGCUGUUUGUCUUUCAACUUGCUCUAGAUGCUCUAGCUUUCCUGAGCUGGUGAUGAUGGUCCUGUAGCACAUGCUUAUCUGACUACCUAAAAUUGUGUCAAAGCAAACUGGUGGUAGGUUUUAGAUUCUGGUUUCCGUAUAUAUAUAUAUAUAUGGCUUGACAGCGUAGGACGCAACUGCAAACGCCAUGUUUGGGUUUAUUUUUUUGGACUCAGAGGGAUGUUCUAAGACUAUUAAUCAGAUUUAUAACUGUACUACCUUAAGAUGCGUCUUUAACAGCCAAAAGAAGAAGAUGUUUACUGCUGUAGACAUUGCGGUUAGGUGUUGAUGAACAUCCGUGAGCAAGCCCCAGCUGUGACAUAAUGGCAUAUAAUUGAUAUUAGCUGCACUGCUAACAUACAGUGUUUACCACAUUCAAAGUGGUUUAUAUUGUAUGACGAAUACAUCUUCAGACCAAACUGGCCAAAAGAUUCAGUUUAGCUGCUUUCUAAAGCCAGAUUUAUUGUAUCUCGAGGUUUCUUGGGACUAAACGCAGCAUCUGAUUAUCAUAUAAACCCAACAUAAGCACAUCAUCCAGUUUAACAACCUUAAUUAACAAUCAUAUUCCUGCUUGAACUGAGAAAAUGGCUCAGGUGUUUUGCAAGUGCUUUUUUUUUGAAGGAGCUACAUGUAAGUUUCGCGCUUUAAAUCCAUAUUUUUUUUGAAAGAGCUUCAGAAAUUCGCUUUGGCUCUUGCUCCUAAGGUGCUGAAUAAUAGCGAAAGGGUCAGGCAGACUCAAAUAAAGCAAGUUUAGCUUGCAUCACUGAGCGCUAACAGCAUAAAUACACACAGCAUACUCAAGCAUUACCCUACAUUGCCCAUACAACCUUACGUGCAGCUCCUUUAGCACUGAAAACCAAUCGAACAGAUUCCAAUAACAUUCCAACAAAAUGGUUUGGAGCAAAUUCAGUAAAUAUUCAGAUGUAUAUAAACUCACCACUACUCUGCCUAGCACUGUCCAAUCGACACUUUCUCCAUACGUUACACUUUAAAGCUGAACGCUAAAGACAACGUAAAAGACAGAUACUGAAAUUCACGGAUAUUUUCUAGCAUUUGAUAGAAUUAAAAUUAAAAACACACAUAUGAACACACACGCACCAGUGUUUUCUGAAGUCUGGCUGAGGAAGCAGGGCUCGUUUCCAGGGCAUAUCGUAGCCCCUGGACAACAUUCAUAUGUCCCAUGUAACACUGUUCUCACACGCUUUAAUAUAUAACAAACGGUUCAGCCAACAAAACUGCACAUGCGCUUUUUCAGUUUUCAGAAACAUUCCACUGUAAAGACUCCAAUCCAGUCCAGGCCAUGUCAAACCCAGAGCUGAGGGCAAGAGCUGAUCUCUCUCUAAUGUAUGUUGCUGUGGGAAGACUAGUGCAAAACACUAAACAUCUGUGAAGUCAAGGUUUUCCUCGUCAUAUUGUGCAAACUGACUGUAGUCGCCAUGAUUUUGUGCCCUGCUGACCUCUGUGUGUAAAUAGGAUGAAUGAGGUUGAGGAGGAGAAAUCAUAUUUGUCAUAUUUGCUUUAAAGAAAAAAAAAAAAAAAACAUCCACUAAGGAUUUUUUUUUUUUGUUUACUGUAUAAAUUUUAUUUUAAGAAAGCAGAUCGGAUUUUUUCCUCAUUUUUAUAACAGUACAGUACAGAACGAAUGUUUUACAGCUACAAGGUUUAAGUGGAGACUGUAAGAUUGUGUGGCUUGUUCUUAGUGAGCAUCGUUUAGCUUUGGUCAAAAGUCUGGUGGCUUCCAUUUACACAGGAUCUCCGAGUCCAUACUCCACCUUUGCAUAUGUGAAAGACAUGAUUCCAGUUCACUGAUUCAGUGGUCGUUUAGACUGGGCCGGUGUACAUUUUGUUAAACUUGAUAUGUUAGACCUAUUUUAAAUGUGUUGGUUGUGGUCUUUUGAGGACUUGAAAUGAUCCAAACUAGGACUUUAUGGAAAUGCAGCGUUGUGCUAAAUUGUUGUUUUUAAGCACCUCCGUUUGUCUUUCACUUGUACAGCCAGUCAAAAAAACAAAACAAAAAAAAAAAGAACCAAUUGAAACUGCGAAAAAGUACAACUGCCUGUGAUAAGGUGUGAAUUUGAAUUUGAGUUGAGUGUUGUCUUUUUUUCUACUGCUACGUUUGUUGUUUCCACUGAUUUCAAUGCCCCUCGUUUGAUAGUGCAACAGUGUUAAUGAUGUAUUUUCGUUUACAUUUUUUUUUUCUUUUCAUUUUGAUCUUGACUUUAAUUUGUUUCUGCCCUGCCUCAGGUUCAUGUACAAUGAAUGCUUUGUUUGCAUCUCAGGUAGAUUGCAAAGUUGAGGCCCCUCCCAUCAAUGAAGUAUACGAGAAUUACAGAAAUCAAGUUCAGACAGAAAUGGUCAAUUUUGCAUUUGGACUGUACAUGUUUUAUGUAGUUCUUUAAUAUUUGGUGCACUGUACAAGAUGUGUUGAGUAUUUUAUUAUUUCUUAGAUCUAGUUCACAAAGAAAGGAUUGCUGACAGAUGUAUGAAAAGACAGAAUCACAAUGGUCAGUUUAAAACUCAACAUAUUUAUCAGUCUGGCUCCAGAUGGGUUGGAUCGCUCGAACGUUUUUGGUCCGUUUCACCCAUUGUUUUAGGUUGAUUCUUUCUUUUUUUGUCUUUCUGCUGUACUUGGGCAAUGUUA
Messenger RNA from Astyanax mexicanus (Mexican tetra), 5431 nucleotides. RefSeq names its product cell adhesion molecule 1a (gene cadm1a). Gene Ontology annotation, cellular component: neuron projection; synapse; plasma membrane. Gene Ontology annotation, biological process: cell recognition; susceptibility to natural killer cell mediated cytotoxicity; detection of stimulus. Bases 256 to 1578 code for a protein of 440 amino acids. The record is from RefSeq and is a predicted model, not a curated record. NCBI's taxonomy places the organism in Eukaryota, Metazoa, Chordata, Actinopteri, Characiformes, Acestrorhamphidae. Gene Ontology annotation, molecular function: signaling receptor binding. The transcript is spliced from 14 exons.